UAUCCCCUUUUAUCGGGAUAUUUAAACCUGUUCGCCCACAAGCGCGUUAUUUUCGUCCUACUGUCUCGACUGCAAACAAAAGCCGCGAGCUCCCACACAAUUGGAAACGUCUAGAUCAUCGCUCGGGGUUUGGUGGGUGUUGCUAACCAGCCCUUUUUACCUUCGUCCGCCAAUCAUUAGGGUGCGAGUUGAGUGUUUUUGGCACGAGAGCGCACGCAGAAGACAGUACUUCACAUGCCGUGGUGCGACGCCCUCCAUUAAUCAAGCUUUUGGUUUAACGCGAGUCGGUUUUUGAUCCCGUAUAAUUCGUUUUAGACUGUAAAAGCAAACAUGGUGACACUGACAGCGAUCGUCGCGCCUCUCGGUCGGAAGAUACACAGGCAUCUGGUGAAGCAUGUCAGGAGCCAGCGCUGGAUUCCCGCUCGGGCAUGCAACUUAUCUGCAUGCUCCAGCAAAUUACUUCUCAGUCAAGUGCAUCCAAUGUGGCAGGAGCCGCUCGCCAUCCCCGGUGGAGAUCGCCAGUCGCCUAUUGACAUUGUGGUGCGUAAAAGCAUCUUUGAUCCACAGCUCAGACCUCUGAAGGUAAAAUAUGACCCAAGGACCUGCCAGCAGAUCUGGAAUAAUGGCUACUCGUUUCUGGUUGAGUACGACGACACAACUGACAAAUCCACUCUGAAAGGAGGACCUCUGGAGGAUCAGUUCAGACUGUGUCAGUUUCAUUUUCACUGGGGGGAGAACAACGCCUGGGGCUCUGAACACUCCAUAGACCGCCGCCUUUACCCUGCUGAGCUCCACCUUGUUCACUGGAACUCUGACAAGUACAGUUUGUUUGAGGAGGCUGUUAUUGAGGAGAAUGGACUAGCGGUUAUUGGAGUCUUUCUGAAGAUUGGAAAGAGACACGAGGGUUUGCAGAAACUGGUGGACGCCCUGCCUGCAGUCAGGCACAAGGAUAGCGUGGUAGAGUUCACCAAGUUCGACGCUGCGUGUCUCCUCCCGGAGAACGUGGAUGACUAUUGGACAUACGCAGGUUCUCUGACCACUCCUCCUCUCACUGAGGCGGUGACAUGGAUUGUGAUGAAACAGCACAUUGAAGUCAGUCAUGAUCAGUUGGCAGUGUUUCGAAGCUUGUUGUUCACAUCGGCAGAAGAGCAGGUGCAGAGAAGUAUGGUCAACAACUUCCGCGUUCAGCAGGCUUUGAAGGGACGGGCCGUCCGCUCUUCUUUCACCCCCUUCCUUCACGAUGCACCAUCUAUGAAGUAGCAACAAAACUCAGUGAACCUCCAAAACAAGCACAGAUUGUGGACUGCUGAUAUCCGUAAUGUCUUAACAGAGUUUCUAAAAAUGUUUUCACUGUUUCCAACCAGGCAUUUAGAUAUAUAAUUUGGAGAGAUUUCAUUGAAAGGGAUUAACAAAGAUGUAGUUUAGUUAUUGAAGAACCGGUUUAUUCCUGUGACAAAAGGUACAUGCAAGUAUUGAAAAUAAUACUAGAAUUCUAAGAAAUUCUAAUUUCAGAAUGAAACGCACAUUUCCUUUCAAUAUUGUAGCAAAGGGUGUCCACUUUUGAGGACAAACAGCCCCCUCUUGUGGAUAACUGACAAUGCAAAUUAGGUGUGUGUAGGGGGUAUUCAAUAGUUACUGCGAGGGAAUUUCUUUUAUGCAUAAACUGCACAAUGCCUUUCACUUUUGAUUGGUUUUUAGAUAUUAAACAAUCCUAAAUAUUUUCAGAAGAUGUAAUAUACAUGUAGAUAAUAAAUUGGAAAUAUUUUAAGGCUACGUUUAAAUACUGUAGUAUAAAUAAGACUAGAAAUAUAGCCUUUAUGAACCUGCACUAGACGUUUAGAGGCGUGAAAGAAAGAGAUGUAGAUUAAUGCGCACAAUUGUUUAGCAAAGAUGCAUUACUGUACUUGCUGUGUAUUUCAGAUUUGUAUAGAAUAGAUUAUAAUCACCAGUGCCUUUUUCAUUGUUCUCAGUUAUCUGAUCAACUGCACAAGUGGUUGGCCAUAAUUGCCUUUCGGGCAAAAUGUGUGCCUCCAGUUCAAAUCUUUUAUAGUGGUUGCUCUCAUCCAUUAAGCUCGUGAUCAUAAUUGUUCAUCUGUGGAUCUUUAGUGUAUUUAGUGUCAUUGAACUUAAAAGUAAUAACAGAGAAAUUCUCUUUAUAUAAGAAUGUCUUGUAAAAUGUAUUUGGGAGCACCUGGAUGUGUCUUUCCACUCUAUGUCAUGAAGUACCAUUGAUAGGGAGACCGCCAUUUUCGAACAUGUGUACUUUAUGUAAUUUCUCCACUAGAGGCACACAUGAGACCAGGCACAAUUUAGAAAUGAGAUCUACGGUAAGACCAAUUGAUUGUUACAGUUCAGUUUUGGUGCAUUCCGUUUUCCUUUUAAGCGCCUUCCUUUAAAAUCAGACAUUAAGAUUGUGUGAAACGUCAAGGAACUGUAGCGUUAUUUAUCUGUAAAUGAAUGGUGCAUUUACAUUAUGGUUUUACAUGCAUUCAGUUUGAUAUCUAGAAGAAGGUUGAGUAACAUCAAUGUUCAGUUGUUUCAGGGAGAUGCAGAAACGGCAGAAGUUCUGCCAGCUUUGUAAUUGCCAAGAGACGCUGGUCUCUUUGUGACGGUUGAAUAACAAUGUACUUGUAUGAACUGUCCCUCAAGUGGCCUCUCGUUUGAAUGGGCCACCUGGUUUCCUCCCUUUUGGGUUCGUGGUUGAAAUUCAGAGUGAUACUAACUAGACUGGAAAGCUGGAAUCGCACUGUACUAACACUAGGUUACAUAGAGACUGGGAUCCAUUCCCUACACCUGCCCAAGUCUAAGCUGCUCUCAGAGUCGUGAACAUUCUUUCACAUCAGGAGGCUCUGGAACAAUGUUUUCUCAUUGAAGCAGAGUUUGAAGAGCGUGUGCAGAUACCUUUGUUUGAAUUUGAAUUAUGCAGUGGAUGAAUUAUAAUUUGUGAUUAUUCUGACUGUUUUUGCUGUAAUGGGUUGGCAUGAGGGAAAUGGAUUUAGUUUUUUUUUUUCUCCACACCCUUAAGGUACCUCUUUCCUCUGUUUUUGACAUUUUGAGUUGCUAAAGGCCUUUCGUUUUUAAGGGAAAUUAGUAAUCGCAGUUUAACACUAAUACUAGUUUUGAUUUAAAAACAGCCUCGUCACUUAUCUUUUCAUAACUGUCACCUAUGCUGCCUUUUAUACAUUUUAUUAUGCAAAUGUAUGCAGAACUUUAAUACGUCUCCUAUGUUGUAUUGCAUGCAAACACUGUGUUUUAUUCAUUUAUUUUAUUUUCAUGGGACUUUUUACAUUUGGGCCAUUUUUGGUUGAUUUAGUUUUGUUUUACUUUUGGGCGGACACAAGCAUGUGUCCUAUGGAUAUAGACAGGAAGAGGGUGGUUCCGGAGGUUUAUGGGGGCCCCAUCCCAGCAAGUGUUGUUGCACCAGGUGCUGGUUUGGUCCGGAUCAGCUGCACAAAAAGUGUGUGUUUUGGCAGACUAAGCAGAGGGGGAGCCUAAAGAUCCAGAGGUGAAUGUCAACAAAUGCACAAUGUACCUUCUCAUUCAUGCUGUCUGAUGUUGUGUAUUAACAUUUUAAUGUGUAAAAAUGAAAUUAAACAGUAUAUUUUAAGCUA
This is a messenger RNA of Puntigrus tetrazona (Sumatra barb), 3611 nucleotides long. It is a transcript of the gene ca5a, whose product is annotated as carbonic anhydrase Va. Gene Ontology annotation, cellular component: cytoplasm; mitochondrion. The transcript has 7 exons. The record is from RefSeq and is a predicted model, not a curated record. NCBI's taxonomy places the organism in Eukaryota, Metazoa, Chordata, Actinopteri, Cypriniformes, Cyprinidae. Bases 331 to 1260 code for a protein of 309 amino acids. Gene Ontology annotation, molecular function: zinc ion binding; carbonate dehydratase activity.